AGACCGCAAUCGCCUCGACCUGACUUUUAAUUUUUAUUUUUUUUUACUGCUUGACGAUUCGUUUCACGUCUCGGUUUGCAGUCCACCAUGACGAUUCCCGAGUUUCAGAAUACAGCCCUCGAGGCCAUCCCCGGCAUCGCGAGCAAUGUGCGCGGCGCUUUCCGCACGCACAAGACCAAGACGCUCCAAUGGCGCCAGACGCAGCUGCGGAAGCUGUACUGGGCCAUGGAGGACUACCAGCCCCAGAUCCUGGAUGCGCUCAAGAAGGACCUGCACAAGUCCGACUUUGAGGCCCUGUUCACUGAGAUUGACUGGAUCAAGAAGGACUGUCUGUUUAUGCUCGACCAUCUCGAGAACUUCAUGAAGGACGACAAGCUGGGUUCGCCCUACGUGCCCGCCACUCACUCCUUCAUGAAGUUCCGCGUCCAAAAGGAUCCCGUUGGCACCGUCUUGAUCAUCGGCCCCUACAACUUCCCCAUCCAGCUUACCCUGGCCCCGCUGGUCGGUGCCAUCUCUGCUGGCUGCACCGCCGUGAUCAAGCCCUCGGAGCUGACCCCGGCAUGCGCCAUGGUGAUGAAGGAGCUCAUCGAGAGCAGGCUCGACACCAGCGCCAUUGCCGUGGUCAACGGCGGCAUUCCGGAGACCACCGCGCUCCUGAACGAGAAGUGGGAUAAGAUCUUCUUCACGGGCAGCGCCGCGGUCGGCACCAUCGUCGCCAAGAAGGCUGCUGAAACCCUCACCCCCGUGGUGCUCGAACUCGGCGGCAAGAACCCCGCCUUCAUCACCAAGAACGCGAACCUCGCCUUGGCUGCGAAGCGCCUGCUCUGGGGCAAGACCAUGAACGCGGGCCAAAUCUGCCUGUCCCAUAACUACAUCCUCAUCGACAAGGACAUCGUCCCCACCUUCAUCACCCACCUCAACCAGGCCUACAAGGACAUGUUCCCCAACGGCGCCAAGGCGAGCCCGGACCUCGGGCGCAUCGUCAACCAGAGGCACUUCCAGCGCAUUAAGAAGAUGCUGGACAACACCAACGGCAAGAUCGUCAUGGGCGGCGCCAUGGACGAGUCGGAGAACUACAUCGAGCCCACCGCCGUGCUGGUCGACUCGGUCGACGACUCGAUGAUGCAGGAGGAGUCCUUCGGGCCCGUCUUCUCCAUCUACCCGGUGAACUCGCUCGACGAGGCGCUCAACGUCGCCAACCUCGUCCACCGCACGCCCCUGUCUCUGUUUACGUUCGGUUCCAAGGCAGAGAACAAGAGGAUUCUCAACGAGAUGACCUCGGGCGGGGCCACGAUCAACGACGCCUUCUUCCACGCGUCCCUCAACACGGUCCCGUUUGGCGGUGUCGGCGACAGCGGCUGGGGCGCCUACCGCGGCAAGGCAAGCUUCGACGCCUUCACCCACUUCCGGACCGUUUCCGAGACGCCCUCCUGGGCCGAGAAGCUCAUUGCCAUACGCUACAUGCCGUUUGACCUCUCCAAGCUUAAGCUAUUCAACCGCUUCACUACCAAGAAGCCCAACUUUGACCGCAACGGCAAGGUGGUGAAGGGUUUCGGCUACUGGACGGCGAUGCUGUGCGGGCUGGGCAGCAAGAGCGCCAAAGGUGCGUUCAUGAGGUGGUUGGUUGUCUUGGCUGCCCGUUAUCUUUAUGUAAAGCGCUCUGGAAGUUAGGGCAACGAUUGGGUUCCUUUUUUGUUUUAUUUUGCAUUAUUUCUUGUUUUUGGAUCUUGAACAUGUUCAGCGGUCUAAUACUGUAUGUUUGAUUUAGGAGACGAUCAAUGAAAAGCUGUACGAUAUGCCAAACUACGUUGUAUUCGAGCCAUGGCCGACGACCCCAACGUAGCGUACGCAGCAUGAGCGGUAUGCAUUACUGAUACCCGGUGUUCAAUCCGCGUUUUUCUUUUCUUUGCUUUUCUUUUCUUUCUCCCAGCAUCUAUACCCACCCGCAAGGUCGGUUUCAAAUUUUUUCCUUUUGUAACUUUUAAUUCUCAUUCGGCACUUGAUACCAAACCGGGGCUACCAUAGGCCCAAGUUCGUCGUGUCGAGUGAUUAGCAUAUAGUUAAUAGGAAGCUCAUAAGGAGCCCCGUAUCAAACCGUUAAGA
This is a messenger RNA of Thermothelomyces thermophilus ATCC 42464, 2103 nucleotides long. RefSeq lists its product as uncharacterized. The record is from RefSeq and is a predicted model, not a curated record. The transcript is spliced from 2 exons. The coding region runs from base 88 to 1671 and encodes 527 amino acids. Gene Ontology annotation, biological process: aldehyde metabolic process. Gene Ontology annotation, molecular function: aldehyde dehydrogenase (NAD+) activity. Gene Ontology annotation, cellular component: cytoplasm. Lineage: Eukaryota; Fungi; Ascomycota; Sordariomycetes; Sordariales; Chaetomiaceae.